AUGAUACCAUUUCGUGGUGAUCAAUUUGAUCAUUUCAAUAAUGGACAGCCUGUUAAUCGACAUAUUGUCCGAUUUCCUCAACAGCAGCAUCUAGUACAACCUGCUCAAUUGAUGUAUCAACCACCAACAGUUCAUAGUUUUCCCCAGUCCUAUUCUAACAACAUGUCGAUACAGCAGCAGCAACAACAGCAACAGCAACCAUUACUUAUGUUUGUUCCUACACGGCCGUGUCCUCCACAGCCCUGGGUGCAUUCAUCUCCACCUGUUCCGCCUUCACUUCCUGCACCCAUUACAUCUAUGCCAACAUCACAGCUCGCUUUCCAGCACACUCAACCGCCACAGCCUUCAUUCAGUGGAGGAACGGGCUCUUCUCAUACAUCUUUCAGUAGCAUGCCAAAUCCUCCUCAACAUUCAUUCGGUGCCGGUACUGGUAUACCUCAACCUUCAUUUAGCGGUGGUACAGCUUUGCUAAAACGGAAAAGUCAUUACCUUGAAGAAUCUGAUGUAGAACUACCACCACAUUUCAACAACGCAAGUUCAAAUGAGCUUCCAUCUCUUAUGGGUAUUUCUACACCAUCAUACAAUAAUAAUAACAACAAUCAACAACAUCGUUUUCGACCGGCUAAUCCAAGAAUGCGCUUUCCACCAUCCGGAGAAUCGUUCAAUACUCAACUAUCAAAUUCUAAUUGGAACAGCAACGAUCUUAAUACAUAUUUUAUACCGCCCCAAAUGCCGCCAAUGCCACCAUCACAGUCAAUUCGUAAUGAACAACAACUAUUAACUAGUCAACUUUUUCAAAAACAUCAGCUCAUUCCUAUUGAUAGUAUUUUGAAAGAGCCUGGCCGUUCACAACGACCACCACAAAUCAUUAUAUUUAUGCGUGGUCUACCAGGAUCCGGAAAAUCCUACGUCGCUGAUUUAAUCAAAAAUGAAGAAGAAUUACAAUCCAAGGGCAGUAAUAAACCGAAGAUUCUUUCUAUCGAUAAUUAUUUCAUAACUGAAAAUCAACAAGAAACUAAAGAUCCUAAAACAGGCAAAAUUGUUAAAACUUCGACAAUGGAAUAUGAAUAUGAUUCUAAAAUAGAAGAAACGUAUCGUAAAAGUCUUCUCAAACAAGUACGCAAAUCGAUUGAUGAUCGUUUUUAUCCGUUUUUAAUUGUCGAUCAAAACAAUGAACAACUUGUACAUUUUCGUGAACUGGUAGACUAUGCCGAAGCAAACCAAUUUCAAGUUUAUUUUGUUGAACUAAACAACGAUGUAGAUUCAUGUGCACAACGGAACAUCCAUAAGCGAUCUUCUGAUGAUAUUCGACAAAUUCAAAAAUCCUGGGAACAACUGCCAUUACGAUAUGAAAUUCUCGAUAUUCGUUCGUUACUACAAUCGGACGCUAUUGAUGAAGUUGAAAUGGACGAUGCUCCUCCGCCAACCGAAACUGAACUGAAUGAAGUCGAAGAUGAGGAGGAGGAUGAAAGUCAGAUUACCAAAAAAAGUAAAUGGGAAACAAUGAUGGAAACUAAUCCUGAUCGUCUGGAUGGUGUGUAUCAACGUCGUAAUUCGUCAACGGCGCCUUCGUCACCACCGAUUGAAAAACGAUUGAAUAACACAACGAUCAGUAUUGAUGAGCAGGCAAACGAAUUAUCCCCGAAUCUUCAAUCGAAGAAGAAAAAAGUUCGAUGGGCUGAUGCCGAAGAAAGUGCUCUCCAUCUACAUAAGAAAGCGGUUGGCUUCGUAGUUGGUCAAACGGAACAAGAUUGGCAACGUAUGAGUGAUGAUUAUGAUCCAACGCAUUUCAUUUGUAAAAUAAAGAGCAAACUUGAAACUUACGGGUUCAGUUUAUUUAUAGAUAAUCAUACUAAUAAAAGGCGCGUUACUUUUUCGAAUGAAAGCAACCGUUUACUAAUGGCCUGUCCACCACCUCUGUCAGCCAAGGAUGAAAAAUCAUUCGCUUACGAAACUAUCAAAGAUCGUCUACCACUGAUUGUCACAAGAAUUGUUGACUUUCUUGCUCGACAUCGUAGCGGCAUCGCAAAGCAAUACGGCGAAGUAGGCGAAAAUGAAUGUAAAUCAUGCAUUGGUGCCAUGGACAAAUUACGAUAUGAAAUAGCUCGUGAUAAAUCAAUUUUGUUAUUGAAUGAUUAUCAUACAGAUGAUCUUCAAAUUUGGAAUGAAUGUUUACAGAAAGAAAUGGAUCAAGGUAAAGUUAUCAGUUGGUUUCAAAGCAGCUGGUUACUUGUUGAAUGUUAUAUGUAUCGAAAGAUUGCCGAAGCAUUUUAUUCAACGAAACAUCUGCAACAUAUAGAUCCAUUCUUUGAAUUGAAACAGCAUACUUUCUAUGCGUCUAUGGGAGCUAUUAACGUUUUACUUGCUCAAUUGAAUGUAGAUAUUGAACAAAAUAUCGAUGUCGUGAAUAAUAAGUCAACUAUUGAACAACAGUUUUACAAUUACAUGGAAAUUUCUCUUUGGGGAAAUCAAUGCGACUUAUCCUUAUCAGGUGGAGCCCAUAGUUCUCAAGAGCACGAUCCAUUUCAUCAAAUAACCGAACUCAAAUCUCAUAUAUUAAUUAAUCAUGCAACAUCUGUUUUUAAUUAUCUCUUGGAUCAACAAGCGUAUCUAUUAAACUUCGAUGUUUCCGUCGAUUUCGUUCUCGAUAAUGCUGGUUUUGAACUAUUAACCGAUCUAUGUUUAGCUGACUUUCUUAUUAGCAAACGUUUAUGUUCACGAAUCACUCUCUAUCUAAAAUGCUUGCCAUGGUUUGUGUCCGAUGCAACAAAAAGUGAUUUCACUUGGCUUUUAGAGCAAUUGAGUAACACAUCAGCGGAUCCUGCUUGGCAAGCCGCAGCGAAACGAUGGCAACAGUACAUACAAAAUGGCCAGUGGAUAGUACAAACCCAUCGAUUUUUUACACUACCCUAUGAUUAUUCCAAAAUGCAACAAAUCUCUCCCGAACUCUAUUCAGUUAUGUCAGAAUCGAAGCUGAUUAUUUUCAAAGGUGAUCUAAAUUAUCGAAAGUUAGUCGGUGAUUUACGUUGGCCAGUGAAUGAACGUUUUGAAACAGCACUGCGUGGUUUUCAACCAACAUCGUUCGUGGUUUUACGAACAUGUAAAGCUGAUGUACAACUUGAAUUAGAUCUUAAACUAGUGCAACAAGUCGCCAAGCUCGAUCCGAGAUGGAUGGUGAAUGGCAAAUGGGCAGUGAUACAAGCACACUUCAAAAAAGAUACAGACAAAGAAAUCUAA
This is a messenger RNA of Adineta ricciae, 3237 nucleotides long. NCBI's taxonomy places the organism in Eukaryota, Metazoa, Rotifera, Eurotatoria, Adinetida, Adinetidae. The record is from the annotation of a GenBank genome assembly.